UAGAUUUGCCCUGUAAUCUAAAUGCAGUUUAAGUUAAGUCUUAUUUUGGUUAUUGUUCUUUUAGUGUGUGUAAGUGUUAGUUAUUCUCAGUAAAUCCUGCAUUAAAAUACUGUGAAGUGCUCAGUCGUUUUAAAGAUAAUACCUUUUAAAUACAUGUUAGUCUUAAUGUCAGUCAGGGUUAUGUGUGUAAAACACGAAACCCUUUUUAAAAUCUUCUUAGUGCCAUAACAAUCACUAAAUAGUUGGCGUCAACAGUUAUAUGGCACUGACUUUAGCGAGCUUGUUUGUGGUUUCCAUUUAAAAUACCCUCAGUACGGGGGUUAAUACACAGAGGUUAAAGGUUAAAGGGUUCGGGAGGGUAUCAGGGUUAAGAGAACUACAAAUUCUUACAUGAUUUGAGAAUCGUUGUCCAAAGGCUUUUAUAGUUAAAAUGUAAAGUUUUCAUGGAAUUUUUCUUUGCGUUCUUUAGAAUUGUUUUCCACUCGCUGGACGUUAUUAGAUGGUAUUUACUGAAGGUGCAACACACAAGGUCUUAAUCUGUGACAUCGCCGCUGUCUGUGGCACAUCAAGGAUUUGUGGAGUGUAAGAUUAGAGCUCUACGUCGUCAUAAAUCUCUGCUUCCCAAUUCGGCGGGGUGGUGGCGGGUGGGGCAGUUGCUAGGUGUGGUCUGUGGAUUUGUUGGAUAAAAUGUUUGUGGGUCUGCGUAGGGUCGACCUCGAAGAAGUUUUGUUUAUUUUUUUCAGCGCAGGACACGUCUAAUUGUCACGUUCACAUGGCUUGAUGCUCUUUCUUAGACCGGAUUUUUUUCUAGAACCUGCUUUUUGUUUGUGAGAACGGACAGCUGCCGGAGUUGACCCAGGACUUUUUAUGGUGCUCUGCUGCGGCUCUCCAUGAUGAACUACUGCAUACCAGACAUGUAUGAGAUGCCUCACGCUGAGGUGGGAGCAUACACGGUGCAGGGCGGUGGGGAACACUGCAUGUACCCAGGUGAGGGGCCCGGGUACAGGCACUGUGAACCCCAGCCGCUGCACCAUCCGCCCUGCGUGGAGCAGGCUUGGCCUCCCAGCCAGCACUACUGCUGCUCAUACGCCGGUGGCCCUCCGGUUUUUAAGAGCGAGUUUUGCAGCAUGGAGAUCCCUCUGAGUCGUUUCCACCAUCAGCCUGAAUAUUUCCCUGACCUCAAUCCCGACUUCUCACACCUGCAGUGGAUGCAGGGGGCGCACAAGAAAGGGUACAUUCCAAGUUACCUGGACAAGGAUGAGCUCUGUGUAGUGUGCGGGGACAAAGCCACAGGCUAUCACUAUCGCUGCAUUACCUGUGAAGGUUGCAAGGGUUUCUUCAGGCGGACAAUCCAGAAGAAUCUCAACCCAACCUACGCCUGUAAGUAUGAGGGGAAAUGCGUCAUCGACAAAGUGACCCGAAACCAGUGCCAGGAAUGUCGCUUCAAGAAGUGCAUUGCAGUGGGAAUGGCGACCGACUUGGUGUUGGACAACAGCAAGAGGCUGGCCAAGCGGAAACUAAUCGAGGAGAACCGGGAGCGCCGUCGGAAGGAGGAGCUGCAGAAGACGGUGUGGGACCGACUGGAGCCCACCCAGGAGGAGUGGGACCUCAUCCGUAUGGUGACCGAGGCCCACAUGGCCACCAACGCCCAGGGCAACCACUGGAAGCAGAAGCGGAAAUUCCUGGUCGAGGAAGCUAUGCUUCUUAAUGAAAUAACAUGUAAUUUAUUCUAUACUUCUGACCAGAGUGCAGCGGGGGUGAAGGAAACUAAGCCUGAGGAUAUUGGUCAAGCGUCCAUGGUCAAUACACCUGAAGGAAACAAAGUGGAUAUAGAAGCCUUCAGUCAGUUUACAAAAAUUAUCACCCCUGCCAUAACCCGAGUGGUGGACUUUGCCAAAAAACUGCCUAUGUUUUGUGAGCUGCCUUGUGAAGACCAGAUCAUCCUGUUGAAAGGCUGUUGCAUGGAGAUCAUGUCACUGCGAGCUGCUGUUCGCUAUGAUCCAGAGAGUGAGACGCUCACGCUCAACGGCGAGAUGGCGGUCACGCGGGGACAGCUUAAGAAUGGAGGUUUGGGCGUAGUCUCGGAUGCCAUCUUCGACCUUGGCGUGUCGCUGUCCUCCUUUAACUUGGAUGACUCUGAGGUGGCUCUUCUACAGGCUGUCAUCCUGCUUUCAUCUGAUCGGCCGGGCCUGAGUAGUGUGGAGAGAAUCGAACGCUGCCAAGAGGAGUUCCUGCUGGCCUUUGAACAUUACAUCAACUACCGCAAACACAAAGUGGCGCAUUUCUGGCCCAAGCUGCUAAUGAAGGUGACGGACCUGCGGAUGAUCGGCGCCUGCCACGCCAGCCGAUUCCUUCACAUGAAAGUGGAGUGUCCCACCGAGCUAUUCCCUCCACUCUUCCUGGAGGUCUUCGAGGACUGACGAAUGGAUUUUAUUGUAUGUGUGUGUGCGUGCAUGUAUGUGUGUUUGUAUGUGUCUGUGCACAUACGUCAGCGCCUGGGCACCCUGGUGGUUUCAGGGGUGGAACCAGCAGAAGGCCCGUCACAAUGAACUUUCUAUUAGCACUACUGAGUGUCCUUCAUUCCAUAGUUUAGGAGUAGCUCUCUGGUCUAGUUUUGGAUGGAACCAUUCCUUACAGUGCGGGUACAUGUGAAUAGCAUUUUGUUCUCUCUCUUUUUUUUUUUUUGGUUUGUUUUGUUGUUGUUAUUGUUGUGGCUAUAACCUCUCACCUCGGAUUUUACUAUAGGGUUGUUUUUUUUGUGUUGAUGAUUGUACAGUUGGCAUAAUGGUGAUUUUUAUCAACACUUGUUCAUUCAUUAGAAACCAUGCAAAUGUUGUAUUUUCCUUCCUUUUAUGAUGAAAAAUUCAAAAUGGCUGCUUACCUGAUACAUAAAAUAAGACAUUGUUAGCGAUCCAUUACCCUUUCCCUCACCUGCACAACCUUUUUGGACCCAUUUGUUGGUUAAUACGUACAUUAUAUUAACGGUCAUAUAGUCAGCCAUCCAUCUGGUGAGUGUCUGAACUGUUCAGUGCCUCACCUUCAUACUGUGACCUGACCCAUUAACAGCAACACUCAUUCUAAUGGACAAUAGCUCACAUGCCUUUGUAAGGCCCUGGGUAGCCACACAUCACCACAUUAAGUCAUAAUGUUGCGUUCCAGAGAUGUCGGAAAAAUCUGAAUUUUUCAACAGAACAGCAACUCAAGGCAGAACUCCGAGUAAGACGCCUGGGCAAGGUUUUCCAACAUUAACUUUUCUGAGACGCCGUUAUUUGAUGUCACAUCUCCGUGGCAGCAUACACUGUUAACACUACACAACAAUACUGUUAAACUUGUUUGUAAUCCUCAAAACACACCAGUUCAUUUUUCAGUAAAGUAUGAGCAUAAUUCUGCUCAAUACUUACCUACCUACCUGUGAUAAGUAGCUAAACAUGGAAUUAUGGAAUUAUGAAAUUUAAAGGUACACUGUGCUAAUGUGCUGUGCUAACUACCUAACAAACAUUGCUAAAUAUCAUGGACAGCAUUAGCUGUUUCACUAUGACAGCAUAUCAGGGCCAUUGCAGAAGAAGAAAAAAGGACGACAAAGGAUGAUAUUUUGGAAAAAAAAUCUGCCAAAUGAAUGCAGAGAAUGUUUAUAUGACACCAAAGUCAGAAAUAUGCAAGUCAAAUCUGUACAUUUAUUGAAGUAAACCACACUGCUCUUCCCUUUGACAUGCUCCUUCUCGUAUGUAGAGAAUGGCAAACCAAACUUCAUUCAAAAAUCUGUUUGUUUGCUAAUCAGAGAGAUAGAGACUGUAUGUCUAUGGCGCACAUAUGUGACAUAUGUGUAUUACCUUUCACAAAACCUUUUUUAGUUUACAGAGCUCCUACCCAAUGUCUAAUGAAACAGAUUGUUUUGGGCUUUUUACAUAACAAAUGGAGAGUCGAUUAGUUGAUCGACAGAAAAAUAAUCUGCAACCGUCGUUUAAGACAUCAUCUUAACCCUUAGGAAAUUGUGUUUUUUACUGUUUUCUCACAUUUUAUUAAACAAACGCUUAAUCAAGAAAAUAAAAGCAGAUUAAUCGAUAAUUUAAAUAAUUGUUAGUUGCAACCCUAAACAAAUUUAUUUUCAUUAUUUAUAAACCAGAACUUGGAAUGGCAGAAGUAUUGCAGGGGACAAAUUUCUGUUCUUCCAUGGCCCUAAUACUCUGUCGUAGCUGCAUUUAAAAAAAAAAACAAAACAAAACAAAACAAAACAACAAAAAUCUGGCCAAAGACAAUCUUGCUUGUGUCCAUGUUUUUUGUCUUUAUUUUUACAAACUGGACUGUGGAAACGCACAGUGGUUGUAAUUCUAACCCACCUGCUGGUUAUUCAGACUUCUGACAUUGAAGGGAACGCAGCAGCAGCAGCAGCAUUCAAACGAGCUUGUUCAUCAUUGCCAGAGAGUGGUCAGGACUAACUAAAGCACAUAAUGACACUGAUGUCAGGAAAAGACAAUCAUAUAGUUCUUGUUUUUGUGUAACGAUGCCACAUGCUGUGCCAAAAGUGAAUGAUGCCCUCCUUAUUGAAUCCCUGCUGGGCUUUCAUAGUGAUUCCAAGACUUGACUGGUUAUGCUAGUUAGUGCAUGCCGCUCACACAAAGUCGUCCUUCUGACUCGUGUUUUAGUCCACGUUAGCAGCUUCUACAAUACAACCAUUUUAGUUUGAAGUGUUUCAUCUCGGCCAUGUUGCCUCACUAGUCCCACAUACAAUGAUUUCAACCAUUUUGUUAUUUGUUUUGGGUUUUUUUACAACUCCCUAAAAAGGGAGACUGUAUGUUAAAACAGUGACAUCAUGGUGCUAUGGUGGGUUGGGGAAAUGGCUGAUUGAACUGUAUUGUUAUUUACAUGCAGACAUUAUCUGUUUGUAUAACAGCCCACCACCCUUUUAUGAUGGCAUGCAUAUACACUAACACACAAACAUGCACAUAUACAGUACCUACAGUAUACCUGUACACAUACUGUACACAUGCACAUAUAUGCAUGUGCCUCGACAGGAUAUGGGUCAGACCCCGCCACUGUGACCAACAGGGGGGAUUUGGAGGCCAAGUGAACAUUGGCUGGCCCAAAAACAGUAUGAUUUAUCAUCAGCAAGGUACACUCAGAACGCUGAUGAGAUUGUGAAAACGUAGCGCUUUCCUUUCUUUUAUUUUAGCCGGUAUGUUCUUUUUUUUUUUGUUGUUGUUGUUCUAAAAGCCUCUCUAUGGUAUUGUCGUUUGCAAUGUGACAACAUUUGCUUUGUAUAUCUCGCUUUUUCCAGCUUCACACUACUCCUCAAAGCAGCUUGUGUUUUUUUUUUUUGUUUUGUUUUUUUUUUGUUUUUUUUUUCUUCUGUGAAGUGAUGCCUUUUAUCAAAGCAAUAGACUUGCUGCAGUGUUUGAAUGACCCGGACCUCACACACACACCUCGCAAACUGUACAGACUCAAAAUAAAUGCACAGACAAUCAGAGGGAGAGAAAUGGAUGGGGGGAGAGGCACCCAGGCUAAGGCGGCCCGGUUGACAUGUAGGGCCGGGCCGUGCUGAGCCAGAGCCAUUUGGAAAAGUAACAUUGGCCACGUUUACAUGCACCCCUGUUGUCCAUAGUCCUGUUGAGGUUAUCUUCACGUUAAGUCGUUUGCAGGAGCCUUUGAUACCCUGUGACUGAGCCUGCCUGCUGCCAUUAAUGAACCAGUUAACAGAGUAGUCCUGGUAGAAAAAAUACAGCAAAAAAAAUCAAACUGAUGUCCCAUUAGUUUGUUCUCACUAAUGUGUGAAAAGAUGAACAAAAGUUUAAAAAAAAUAAAAAAUUAAAAAAAUAACAAAAAGUGAAAUGAAUUUGGUCAGUUAUCACAACCAGAGGCUGGUUGCACAAGCAUGCUUAUGUUAGACUGAUCUAUAGAGUUAGGCCAGUCUUAAUUCUGCUCUUAGACUUGUCUAACGGCCCAAAUAGUUCCAGGAACUAAACUCAGGAACUAAAUGAGGACCUAAAAGUCGUUUUGUUGCAUUUGUGUUUUCGUUUCCAUCGUAUCUGAAGAACCGUGAAGAUUAGACCAGCAAAUUACUUUAGCAAAUUAGACCUAAAAGGCAUUAAAACUGCUGUAGCACUUUGGAGGCUUGUGUUUGACCAGUCAGUGGCAUCAGUACUUAAACCCCACCCUGAUAGCUGCUGGACCAUUAAUACAUACUUCCUCAGGAGCAGGAAUUUUUUGGAGGGCGCAAUCUAUGGCCCAGGAACCAAAACUGGAACUACUUUCCUUAGAUCGAAAUGCAAGUCAAAUUCCUGAGUUUCUGUAAAUAUUUCUGGGUCCCUGCACAGGGAAAAGAGCCACAAUGAGAGUUAAGACACUUAAACAAAAUAAAAAUGGAGUCAUUUCAUAGCUGCAUUCAUUGAUUUUUUUUUUUUUCCCCACUAGAUGGCAGAACUCCACAACAAGUUGAUGGACACACAACCUUGACAUUUCACUGUAUAAUGUUGUUAUGGCUAAUGUGUUAGCAAACAGUUUUUUGCACAAACCGAGCAGCAUUAGCAUUCAAUUGGAGUCGUGUAUGUGUCUGAUGACGAUGAAUGUAAGUCGAAUAUUCACUUUUGGUGUCCACCAACUUCUGAGGGAAAUAUCUAACCCGUUAUCUGCUAGAUGUUCGGCUUUCUUCACCAGCUAGUCACUAACUUCGCCUAUUUGACAUUAGGUGCUUGGCAGGUAGCGUACAGUAGGUUUAUCAGAGCUACUGCCUGGAAACAGGGCCGGUGAGAGUGGUGAGACACCACUAUACAGUAAAUUACUUAAACAAUGAGUCCCAAAAGACAAAAAAUCUCUGUAGCACUGCAGAGUUGGGUAAUAAUUGUCUGUGGUAACCACUUUCACAUUAAACAUUUAUUGCUAAGAUAUUGAUCAAUAGAGUUUAAAGCCUAAAGUUAGCCACUGUAUAUCCAGGCUAUGUCAGAGCAAUCAGAGCUUUUCCAGAGAACAGUCACAGCAAUAUCACUGUUGACCCCAUUAACUCUGCAUUAUCCUCCGCUGUUUAUCCCCCAACCCACCACCAGGUAUAUUUAGCACAACUUUGACAUCUUUCCAGUGCUCCUUUUUUUAAGCUUUCCUUUAGCUAUUGUGAAUCAAGGUUUGUGGAAUAUUUCCAUCCAUUUCCUUCAGUGAACUAACCCUAACCCUUCAGAACUCUGCCUUUCUGCUUAUGGGCAGUGAGUAAAAAACAAAGAUAGGUUCACAUUUUGUUGAAGUCUAUGUUUAAAGAUCGUUAGAUGGUUUUGUGAAACUGAAGAACUUUGACAUCAGUCUAAAGUGUGACUUUUAGUUAGAUCUAAGUCAUAUCCAAAGUCUACCUGUGCAGCCAGCCCCGGGUUCCUCAUGGUCAAAAGUACAAACUUUAAAGGCUAAUGGUCUUUCAGGUGAGUCACAAGUCCUACUUCAAAAUUCUUGACAGAGAUGUUUGGGCAUUGCAUUCUAAAAGUUUGUAACUGUUCUCAGCCUGCCUAUUUCCCUUAAUGCACACCAAGUAACUUACCACAUCUUGUGCAAAGGAAAACAAACAAAGGCAAAAUUACAAAAAUCCAACUUCCAAUCCAAACAGGGUAAUAAACCAGACAUUACAGCAGUGAUAAGUUUCAUUUGAUAUUUAAAAGGAAUGGACUGUUAACGCAAACAGGGUGGGGUUUUUAUAGCAAAAUAAGCAACCAAAACCUUACUUCACCAUUAACCAAAAUAAUUUACAGUAACCUCAAAGCUGCAUUAAUCAGUUUUAGUUGGCCGUUUGGUGGCAGAACUUCAUAACAAGCUGAAAAUCACACUCAUUUGACAAAUUAUGGCCUUAUAAAGUAGAUAACAUGCUAUUUACACACCUGCAGACGUGGCGCUAGCAUUAAUUUGGGGUGGUUUCUGCUGACCUAAUGAAUGUAAGUCUAAUGUUCACUCUCCCUCAAUCUCUGUUUUGGUUUUGAACAACUUCUGAGAAAAAUAUCCGACUCUUUAGCUGCUACUGUAAAUGCUUCAUUGUGUUCACAAGCUAGUCGCUAACUUUUUCUGUAUGCCGUUUGGUGGAGGGGAGGUAGCGUACAGUUGAUUAUCUGAGGUCUGAUAACAGCUGCCCGGUGAAGGAGGCGAUGAGAACGUUGAGACAGAACCAAAACAGUUAAAUUGUGGACCAUAAAACCAAAACAAUGAGAUGAAAGAUGCUAAAAUGCUCCGUAGAGCUGAAGAGCUUGUGAUGAUUCUCCGUGGGUUCGUCACUGGAAGCGACCCCUUCACAUUACAGGUAGUUACUUGACUCAUUGUUCAUAUAAAUUUAAUAAUCAGUGCAGCUUUAACCCAAAAAAAUUAAAACAAAAAAUAUAUAUUUUUGACCAAAUUACAUUCAAAUAAAAUUUGAGCAAGCAUUACAAACUUUAACUGUUUGUAGUCUAUGAUAUGAAUGUUUGUGUUUUUUGUAGGUUAUGUACAAAGUGGAGUUAAAGGCCGUAAGAAUAUGUUGGAUUUGUAUAUGUCACCCACUUAACUAUAAUUACUUGAAUAAUCAUAUGCACAAAGCUGUUGGUGCAUGUAAACAUAGUCAAUGCUGACUGCUGGUUCAAAAAAUGUUUACUGUUCCUGAAGAGGUGCCAGUACGCUGUUAUCUUUCCCACGAGUUGUUACUCUUAAGGUUACUCAGUUACAAACCAAUAACAAGAGUUGCACCAUAGAAAAGCUAUUUUACAGUACAAAGGAAAAAGGAUGUAUAUUUUCAGACUGAAGAUUUUUUUUUACGGAUGUUGUUAGCAUAAUAUGAACAUGAUAUUGUUUUGCAUAGCGUUAAAAAAAAAAUACAGUAUCUUGCUCUCAAAUCCAUUUCCACAUCUCUGUAAAAGUAUGAGCAAGACAUUAUGAAUCAUAAAAAACACUUAAAUUAGUGCAUUAGUUCUACAAUUGCAAAAAAAAAAAUCAAUUAUUACUGUAGCUGGACUUCACUGUCAGUACAAAGCAGCAUAGCUACACAUGAACACAUUUAAGGAAAACUUAUUUGUCAAAGUGUAACCAGCAUCAGAGAAAAAGUCAUCCACCGUCAACACAGAUUUCUCCUUGUGUGUUUGAGUGUCUUCUUGUUCAAUUCAUCUUUUCAACAUGUACUGGAAAACCGUCACGGAGAGAAAGGGAGAUAAAGUGUGUGUAGGUUUAGGAGCGGAUCUGUGGCAGCAGAACAGAAGAUGAGAAAAUUUUGUUCCAAAUUUGCGGUCUUGCACUCUGCAUUUUACUGGAAACAUUAUCUGGUUAUCCAUUGUCCAGCUCCGGACAUGAGCGCGGAGGAACUCGAGGAAAUGAUUUGGAUGGUCAUGACUGACGAUGAUUGCAGCUAAUGUGAAUUGGCUCUUGAGAAUAAAGAUGGUUUUGAGAGAA
Molecule: messenger RNA, 9375 nt
Organism: Siniperca chuatsi (mandarin fish)
Lineage: Eukaryota; Metazoa; Chordata; Actinopteri; Centrarchiformes; Sinipercidae
Gene: thrb
Product: thyroid hormone receptor beta
Exons: 8
Coding region: 891-2420 (509 amino acids)
Biological process (GO): positive regulation of transcription by RNA polymerase II; retinoic acid receptor signaling pathway; thyroid hormone receptor signaling pathway
Molecular function (GO): zinc ion binding; nuclear receptor activity; RNA polymerase II cis-regulatory region sequence-specific DNA binding
Source: RefSeq, a predicted model, not a curated record